GACUAUUCACCACAAAACUCAUAAAAAUAUUAUUCACAUGUGACAACAUUUCACCCAUAAGACUUUUGCAGGAUCGACAAGGAGAAAGAGAGGGAACUUCCACGAAAGCAUCCCCUCCCCACCUCUCUCUCUUCUUCUCCGGUCACCAUAUAUAUAUAUAUAUAUAUAUAUUCUUUCUUUUCAUGGUCAGUUAUAUAUUGAUUUCCUUCUGUGAGUUUCAUUACUUUUUCCUUGUUUCAAGUUCUUUAUAAUGAAUAUGGAUCGAGAAACAUCGCUGGAUUCAAUUCCUUUGUCAUCAGGAGUCGAUGAACAAUACGAUGAUUCGGCUUUAGAAGGUGUCGCUGCAAAUGUUAAGUUGUUGCUAAAAUUGGUUCAAGAUCAUAAGGAUGCUUGCCAAACCCAUAAACAUGAUGGUCGAAGGAUGCUGAGGGUGGCUGGGAUGAUGACCAUCCUUGACAUGGUCCGAACCCGUAUUCAAAAAUGUCAAUCCUUCGGGGCUGAUCGAUCCGAGUUAAGACGUUGCAAUAGCGAUAUGCGAACUAGUAUUGUCGAAAACGACAAGCGAUCAACCGAAUCACAUGUGGUUGAUGACAAAGAGAAACUUAAGAGACAGUUGAGUGCCAGCUCAGCAGCUCGUAAAAGUCUGGAGGCCAUGUGUUCAAGUUUGGGAAAAGAAAAAGAAAUCAUGAUGGGUGAGUUAGCCCGAAAAGCCCAUGAAUUAGCCGAAAUGGAGGAUCAUAUCGAAGAUCUAAAAGCUCAAAACGAUUCGUUGUUGGAAAGGGUUAAAGAUUGUGCGGAGGUCCAUGAGCCUGGAGUGAAAGAACCUCAAGAAACAUCCUCGGUUUAUGAGCAUAACAAGGCCCUUAAAGACCAACUUAUGAGAUCGCUUAAUGGGUAUAGAAAUAUGAAAAAGAACCUCACGGAAGUCCGCGAGGAGAAUCUUUUAAUGCAAUCAAAGAUCGAGGAAAUGGCGAUUAAAGUUGGUGCAAGCCUCGAGAAGAUUAGAAGGUAUAGACAAAAUCAUAAUGAAAAUAAUGAAGAGCUUUCGGAUAUUGAAGAGGGGAUUUUGGAACUUGAGCAUAUAUCAAAGUGUUUUGAUAUUGGUGAUAGAAAAAAAGGCAAGCGCAGUGAAUGUGGUCAUGUGAAUAAGAAGAAUAGUGUUCCGAAACCUAUCCGAGCUUCAGAAAGACGAGGGGUACUUUAGAAGGAUCGAUAUGUAGUUUGUCGUAGAUAUCAUAGAAGAUCGAUACUGAUAAAGUGCUUACGCCAACAGAAAACCCUACCAAGGAGUUUUUCUUGAUGGAGCAAAAAAAUAAAUUUUCGACAGUGGAUUGUUGUACGGCAAUGGAGGAAAUUAUUAAAAAAAACACCAAAAUAUUAAUUUAUAUUGUGAUUCAUAGAUAAAGUGGAUAGAUAUGUAUCAUUUAUCUGUAUUUUCUAUUAUUUUAAUAUCUUUUAAGUUCUA
Messenger RNA from Lactuca sativa (garden lettuce), 1465 nucleotides. RefSeq lists its product as uncharacterized. The record is from RefSeq and is a predicted model, not a curated record. NCBI's taxonomy places the organism in Eukaryota, Viridiplantae, Streptophyta, Magnoliopsida, Asterales, Asteraceae.